CCCUCUUCGGCACACCAUUCUUACUUUUAACUAAAAUCUAAAUCCCGUUGAAUCUUAUAAAUACGCAUCUCUUCGUGCACAAGAAGAAAAAAAAAAAAAAAGUAGAAAACAAAAAUGGCAUCGCAACAGGAAAGAUCAGAGCUCGACGCUAAAGCCAAGCAGGGUGAGACUGUGGUUCCUGGCGGAACCGGCGGUAAAAGCCUUGAAGCUCAAGAACGUCUCGCCGAAGGUCGGAGCCGGGGCGGGCAGACGAGAAAAGAGCAAUUAGGGCAGGAAGGGUAUCAGGAGCUGGGGCACCAAGGAGGAGAGGCAAGAAGGGAGCAGAUUGGCCACGAAGGCUACCAAGAGAUGGGCCGUAAAGGAGGGCUGAGCACCAUGGAUAAGUCCGGUGGGGAGCGAGCGGCGGAGGAAGGAAUUGAGAUCGAUGAGUCCAAGUUCAGGACCAAGGACCGUUAACUGCAACUUAGGGCUCAACGUGUGUGUGUUAAUACACAAAUAUAAUAUAAUGUUUGCAUGUGGUCUGUUCUUGUCUUGUCGUUUUUGCGUUAUGUGAUUUAAUAAGGUUGCUUUGUAGUUCCUAUGUUUUGGUUUUGGUUCUUUACCAUGAACAAGCACGGAUUUUGCUAUGUUAUGUAUCUUGAUGGGAAAGGACGAAGGAAAGUGUCUUUUGAACUUUAAUUUUGAAUCGAAUCUCGGGUCCAGUUUGGAAA
Molecule: messenger RNA, 710 nt
Organism: Benincasa hispida (wax gourd)
Lineage: Eukaryota; Viridiplantae; Streptophyta; Magnoliopsida; Cucurbitales; Cucurbitaceae
Gene: EM1
Product: Stress induced protein
Biological process (GO): response to abscisic acid
Cellular component (GO): cytosol
Source: RefSeq, a predicted model, not a curated record